Molecule: messenger RNA, 505 nt
Organism: Rosa chinensis
Lineage: Eukaryota; Viridiplantae; Streptophyta; Magnoliopsida; Rosales; Rosaceae
Exons: 3
Coding region: 28-381 (117 amino acids)
Cellular component (GO): mitochondrial membrane
Source: RefSeq, a predicted model, not a curated record
GUUAAUACUGGUGGGGCAAUUGAAGAGAUGACAAGCGUGGACAGAGCAAAAGUAGAGUCGGCGAAUAAAUCGUUCAAGAGAUGGGGCAGGAGGCACCCGUUCAUCCGGUACGGACUUCCGAUGAUCUCCCUCACCGUGUUCGGCGCCGUCGGCCUCGCCCAUCUCAUCCAAGGCAGCAAAGACAUCGCCAAGUUCAAGGACGACCAGGAAUGGGAGAUCAUCGAGACCCGCAAAGCUCUUUCCAGAACCGGACCUCUAAACGCCUACAACCCCAAGAAGAUUUCACUCGACCAAGAGCUCAAGGCUUUGCACGAGAAGGUGGACAUUAACAACUACGAUUACAAGAGGAUUCCGCGCCCAAAUGAAGAUAAGUCACACUAGUUUGUGUUAGUGUCGGGUUUUUUUUUUGUAAUAGUUGUGUUGGGUUUGUGUAACUGUAAUGGCACUGAUCUCAAUGGAUAUCAGUUUUGACACCACGCUUGAUGUUUGACGAGCUUUUUAUCUC